Molecule: messenger RNA, 591 nt
Organism: Suillus discolor
Lineage: Eukaryota; Fungi; Basidiomycota; Agaricomycetes; Boletales; Suillaceae
Exons: 3
Coding region: 1-591 (196 amino acids)
Source: RefSeq, a predicted model, not a curated record
AUGUCGUCCGACAGUGACACCCUUAGCCACGACUCCCGCCCCAGCAACUUCAAUGAUGGGGCUGAGGCGAUCCUGGCAAAUGCCAUCUUGUUUGAGAACCGUUCAAACAGGUCUACUCCAGAAAGUCAUUGGGGAUGCACUAGGUGUCCUGGCCAUGGGCAAAGCGCCCCCGUAUAUUCCUGUGGAUGCUAUAAGCAUAAUGUGGCACUACUCAGAGAGUUCGAACUUGAAGACUGGCCUCCUGAUGAGCAGGUGUUUCAACUUGUAGAUGAAGGAGCUGAACAACAUGAACCGCUGGAGCCACGGUUAGAAGUUCCAAGUCGAGAUGGUGGUCUUGAAGACGCUGAUGAAUCUCAUAGAAAGCGAAAAAGGUCUGAAGAUGACAGCACUCCACGCAACUUAGGCCAUGACAUUACUAACAUACGAGCAACAUCAGUACCUAUCAUUGAACUUCCAUCUGAGAAACACAGGAAGAUCGGAAGAAAUUUUGAGUUAUCUGAAGGCGGAUUGCUGGCAAAGGUCAUGCAGGAAGUCGUGGGAGUGCAUGAGGCUAUGAGUAGGAUUGAAGCAAUCAUCAAUGGGAAAAACUAA